Molecule: messenger RNA, 1005 nt
Organism: Penicillium atrosanguineum
Lineage: Eukaryota; Fungi; Ascomycota; Eurotiomycetes; Eurotiales; Aspergillaceae
Product: type 1 glutamine amidotransferase
Exons: 1
Coding region: 1-1005 (334 amino acids)
Cellular component (GO): cytosol; nucleus
Source: RefSeq, a predicted model, not a curated record
AUGGCCAACCGCCUCCAUGUCGCCGUGCUAGACGCGGAUAUCCCCUGCUUAUCUAUAUACGCCCAGCGAGGCCUGUACAGUUCGCAGUUCCGCGUUCUUCUCCAGAAUGCCGCGGAUCGUUUAAGCAAAAGUGGCAAUGUCCAACUGCAGAACGGCCCGCUGGCCGUGCAUGUCACGGCUUUUGAUCCCGUGGGAGGUACACUACCACCUCUUGAAUGCCUGCGCGCUAUGCCACGUUCCCCGAGAUCCAACGAGGGGCCCUUGGGUGCGAUCGACGCAAUCCUGAUCACCGGAUCGGCACACUCAGCAUACGAUCCAUAUCCGUGGAUCAUACAGCUUCAAUCUUUCAUUCAGACGGUGCAUGCCAACUACCCUCUGGUAAAGAUUUUCGGCUCCUGUUUCGGCCACCAGCUCAUCGCGCAGGCCCUACUGUCGGGAUCUGCAGCAUCGACAUUCCGCGUUGAGCAUUCAACUGAAGGCUUUGAAAUGGGCAUCCAACCUAUCAUUCUGGACCCGUCAUUCACGGCAUACUUUCCCCCUCUGGUGUCACCAAACCCCUUCCGCAUCCAGUUGAUCCACGGCGACCAGGUGGUUCCAACUGCCGAAGCUAAAGCUGCAGCUGCAGCUGCAGCUGCAUCUGCAUCUGCGGGUGAUGUUUCCCUACCAGUACCAUGGAUGAACAUAGGCAGCAGCGCCGUAUGCCCCAUCCAGGGUCUUUACAAUCCCGGCCGGGUGCUAUCCUACCAAGGCCACUUUGAAUUCGACGCAUGGACCAAUCGUGAACUAUGUCAGGAAUUUGGCCGGCGCGCAAACUGGCCCCAGGCGACCGUAGCCUCAUACGUGGAAUCCAUCGAGCGUUCGCUCGUCCCGGGACAAGAAGACAACGACGAUUCGAAAGCCGCAGCGGAAGCAGUACUAUUGUUUUUCGCUGGCGAAGAUCAGCCCAAAUCAUUCCCAAUUGCCAAUGGAAUGCUCACACCUCCGCUUGAUUCCCCAGCAGGUUGA